Messenger RNA from Ictalurus punctatus (channel catfish), 3527 nucleotides. It is a transcript of the gene c1qtnf2, whose product is annotated as C1q and TNF related 2. Gene Ontology annotation, molecular function: protein binding. The transcript is spliced from 3 exons. The coding region runs from base 1514 to 2443 and encodes 309 amino acids. The record is from RefSeq and is a predicted model, not a curated record. Lineage: Eukaryota; Metazoa; Chordata; Actinopteri; Siluriformes; Ictaluridae.
CAAUUAUGUGAGGAAUAAAACACUCCAGGUGAGCUGUAAUAGGAAAAUAAUCAACAGUGGAGUAGUGUGAAGCAGCGUGAUGCGACGCAUGCUUACUCUUACUACCCUGAAGUUGAUAUUUUCCUGUUAUACUACAGCGAUUUUCCACCAAUCGCAUUUUUUUUCUUCAUUAAAGAACUACACAUCAUAUCUGUGAACAUUUAUAGUUCGAAUCAAAUCCCACCGGAGACUUUCUAUGAGUUUCAAGUCAGGUGACUGUGACGGCCCUUUAGAAUCUUCCAGGACUACUUCUGCAACCAAGCCUUGGUGGAAUUUGAGGUACGCUUGGGAUCAUUGUCCUGUUUGAUGGUUCAAUGACGCCCAAGCUUCAGCUUCCUCACAGACAUCAUGACGUUCUCUCCUAGGAUUUCCCGAUUCUUCAAUGAAUCCAUCUCGCCUUCCACACGCUGCAGGUUUCCAGUGCCAGAUUAUGCAAAGCAGCCCCAGAGCAUCACCGAGCCUCCACCAUGCUCGACUGUGGACAGAGUGUUCUUUCUUCAUUCUUCUUCCUCCAGACGUACCACCGAUUCAUAGUGUAGAAAAGUCCCAGUUUUGUUUCAUCGCUCCACAGAACAGAAUCCCAAAACUUCUGUGUCUUAUUUAUAUGAUUUUGAGCGACUGUUCGUGUGCUUUUGGGUCAGUAGCGGUGAACGUCUUGGAGUUCUGGCAUGGAAACCUUCUGUGUUUAGUACACGCCUUACUGUGCUCACUGAAACCUCAGUGCCUGUUACACCAAGUCUUGCUGCAGGUCUUUUGCAGUCACUCGAGGGUUUUUCACAACCUGCCUUCUCACAAAACUGGCUGCAGCCGUUUAUAGCUUCCUUUUUCUGACCCCGUCCGGGUAUUCCAUUCUUCUUCUACCCCUAGCCAGUUCAGGUAUUUCAUAUAUUUUUAUGCCCCUAGCCAGUUAAGGUAUUCCAAGUGUUCCAGCUCAAGCACAGCUGGUGCAACUAAUGAAGCCCUUGAUUAAUUGUAUCCGGUGUGCUUGAGACAACACCUGUUCUGCAUAUUUGUGCUGUGUGCAUAUUUGUGAGGGAUUCUCUUCAGGGGGGUGAAUAAUUUUGAGACAGGAGAACUCAUUAUUCGUUGCAUUUUCAGUUGAAUUUGGGGAAACCACUUGAAGCGUUCGUCGUGUCGAACUAUUUCAAUCGCUCUUGUUUGAUUUGUUUGUCGCAAACCGCUGAAAGUCUACAUUUUGACAGUGAACCUGAUUUGCAACGGGGGUCGAAUCAUUCUGAUUGCAACUGUAUGUAAGCGUCUGAACUCCAGAUGAAUUUCAUGAUUCCUCCAAAAGUCCCCUCCCCCAUAUCCGAUCUGUUACAUCAUGUCCAAAGCAUCUGGAGCGAGCGCGUCAAAACAGGGUGGAUGCUGCUGCUGCUGCUGCUGUUGUUGUUGUUCAGAGGAGUAAGAGGAUAUCAGCUGGAGAGCUUGUUUUGAGCAUUUUUCCACAUUUGCGUGAAUUUCCUGAGGGCAGAUGGGGUCUGGCAUUGCACGUGAACGAAACCUGCGCCGCAGCUGCGUCAUGCGUCCGCUCUUCCUGGCCGCUUGCCUGCUCUCUCUUUCUUUUGCCCUAACUGUGAAAUCUGGGAAGAAAGAACACAACUUCACCAUUCACUCGUCUCAGCUCGCAUGCAGUUUGCCCGGGCCUCCAGGAGCACCGGGCAGCCCGGGGCCUGCGGGGCCCAGCGGCGGGGCAGGACGGACGGGUUCACCAGGCUCUGACGGACAGGACGGCAAGGAUGGGGACAAGGGUGAGAAAGGAGAGAAAGGGGAACCAGGUCGCACGGGGAACCUUGGAAAACCAGGACUGAAGGGUCGCCAAGGAGUUGUAGGUCGGGCGGGGCCACGAGGUCUGAAGGGGGCGCAGGGGGCACCUGGCGUGCGUGGGCCGGGAGGGCUGAAGGGUGAAAUGGGGGAUUUGGGUGAAGCUGGCGUCCGCGGUGGAUGUGACUGUGGGACGCAUGAACGCUCGGCCUUCUCGGUCGCAGUUAGCAAGAGUUAUCCGAAGGAGCGCACGCCCAUCCGCUUCGACCGCAUCCUGAUGAACGAAGGCGGCCAUUACAACGCCGGCAGCGGCAAGUUCACCUGCGCUGUCCCAGGUGUGUACUACUUCAGCUAUGACAUCACGCUGGCUAACAAGCACCUGGCGAUCGGGCUCGUCCACAACGGGCAGUACAAGAUCAAGACUUUCGACGCCAACACGGGGAACCAUGAUGUAGCGUCAGGCUCGACCGUGCUCCGGCUCCAGAAAGGAGACCAGGUGUGGCUUCAGAUCUUCUACUCUGAGCAGAACGGCCUGUUCUUCGAUCCGUUCUGGACCGACAGUCUGUUCACGGGAUUUCUUAUCUACGCAGAUCAGAUUCCUCAGAGGAAUAUCUCUGCUGCUAGCUCUGGGUCCUCCUGAUGGAAGCUUCACUGACUGGUCCCUGUUUAAGCUCUCGAAAUUCACUACAAUUUUUAUGCACGCUACUUUCUUUAUAACAUUAGAGUUCAAAUGCUGUCUUCGGAGAGCUCACCAUUUUCAGGGAUGUGUGACGUUCCCUUACCUGUCAGAAACAUUAGCCUCCCAUAGGGGCAAGUGGGACAUGGUAUUUGACAGAUAUACAUAAGCCUUUCUGGAUUUUUCGCAAUCAUUCCGCAGUAUCCUCACUGCCCGAUUAGCUCUGUAGAACUAUUAAUGCGCCUAGUGGUCAAAAAUGUACUAAGUCGUCCAACUACCUGUUGUCAUAGUAACAUUCAUCAGUGUGUGGCGCAACUAGCAUUCCACUUUUGACAACAAACAAAGUUGUCUUGCCGCUGAAAUGGAACGUUCCGGAAGGAUAGCGUUUGUAUAUAAAAUUCACCAGUGUAUAAAUGCAUCACAUCCUGCGAGAUGAGGAAGAAGAAGCGUGAAUGCUCUCUGUAUGUGUCAACGUACCUUAAUAGAUGCCCACUGGGGCAGGAAUCACGUCGCCCCAUGCUCACUCUGUGAAUAUUCAGUGGAGGAGGAGCAACGGACAGGACUGUUUUGCCAGGGUGGGCUAGUUUAAAAAUACUCCGUAGACAUCUUUGUUUGCUAUAAAACAAUCUUCAUUACAUCGAAUAAAUUUCAGCAAACAAAGGCAGUGUAGGUGCAUACGGUGUGUCUAUGAUGUACAGAAACAUUUCUAUUGUGAGAGAUAUUCGAACGAUUCGGAGAGGGAUUUUUAUAGAGCGGGUAAUGUCCAUACAUGAGAAACACGAGACCUCGUUUCCCAACCGCGGGGGGAAAGGGAAGAAAAUCUCUUUUUCAAUGCCUGAUUUCAUCAGGUUGUUUUUGAGAUGUAGUUGGGAUGGGGAGUUUUUUUUUUAUGAUACCUGGCAACCUUGGUUAAUCAUAUUACUGCCUAUUACAUGGUUGCUCUAAAAAUUCACUAGAUAGUAGCCUGUAGCAUAAGUCAACUGUGAGAGCCUUUCAACUUGGUUUUGUCUGAGGUGAUGACAUUAUUAAAGUCGCCCUGCUACACCAA